Messenger RNA from Drosophila rhopaloa, 1176 nucleotides. It is a transcript of the gene Bub3, whose product is annotated as mitotic checkpoint protein BUB3. The record is from RefSeq and is a predicted model, not a curated record. Gene Ontology annotation, cellular component: kinetochore; mitotic checkpoint complex; bub1-bub3 complex. The transcript is spliced from 2 exons. Gene Ontology annotation, molecular function: ubiquitin binding. The coding region runs from base 124 to 1104 and encodes 326 amino acids. Gene Ontology annotation, biological process: mitotic spindle assembly checkpoint signaling. NCBI's taxonomy places the organism in Eukaryota, Metazoa, Arthropoda, Insecta, Diptera, Drosophilidae.
CUAUCGAGAAUUUGUGCGUCUCUACCAUAGACGCCGUGCCGAUUUUUGCAUUCGCAAUUAAACAGUUUUUCUUUUAAAUUUAACUAAAUUUUUAACUGAUAGACACUUUGCAAACUCGACAAAAUGCGUCCUCCAGAGUUCAAGCUUAACAAUCCGCCGGAGGAUCUGAUCUCCGCCGUGAAAUUCGGCCCAAAAUCGAACCAGUACAUGGCAGCGUCUUCGUGGGACGGAACACUAAGGUUCUACGAUGUGGCGGCAAACCAGAUGCGUCAGAAGUUCCUGCAGGAUGCUCCGAUUCUGGACUGUGCCUUCAUGGACAUCGUGCACGUGGUCAGCGGCUCACUAGACAACCAAUUGCGCCUUUUCGAUGUGAACACCCAGGCUGAAAGUGUGGUUGGUGGCCACGAGGAGCCCAUUAGAUGCGUGGAGCACGCAGAGUACGUCAAUGGCAUCCUCACCGGCGGCUGGGACAAGAACGUGAAGCUGUGGGACAUGCGGGAGAAGCGCUGCGUGGGCACCUUCGAGCAGAACAACGGUAAGGUGUACUCCAUGUCCGUGAUCGACGAGAAGAUCGUAGUUGCCACCUCCGACCGUAAGGUGCUGAUUUGGGACCUGCGUAAGAUGGACAGCUACAUCAUGAAGCGGGAGUCCUCGCUCAAGUACCAGACCCGCUGCAUCCGCCUUUUCCCCAAUAAAGAGGGCUACGUAAUGUCCUCCAUCGAGGGCCGUGUGGCCGUAGAGUACCUGGAUCACGAUCCCGAGGUACAGCGUCGCAAGUUCGCCUUCAAGUGCCACCGGAAUCGGGAGCAGAACAUCGAGCAAAUAUAUCCGGUUAAUGCACUCAGUUUUCACAAUGUCUACCAGACGUUCGCCACUGGCGGCUCCGAUGGUAUUGUGAAUAUUUGGGACGGGUUCAAUAAGAAACGCCUGUGCCAGUUUCACGAAUACGAUACCUCCAUAUCCACGCUUAACUUUAGCUCCGAUGGCACCGCUUUGGCUAUCGGCUGCUCCUAUUUGGACCAAUUGCCAGAGACUCCUACAACUGUGCCUCAUCCGGCUAUUUAUAUACGCUAUCCGACGGACCAGGAAACUAAGCAGAAAUAACGUGCCUCGUAAAUUCUUUAUUUUUAUCAACGUAUGGCGUAAAUAUACAUUUUAUCAACGUAAGCUACUUAA